UGCCUUGGGCGUGCGUUUGUUCCGUUGGUAAUGCCAUGCCAUUGGGGCGGCCAUGGGUUCCGGAGUUUCAGUCCCCAAGAAGCAUGAAGCGCCGGCAGAGGAUUGUCCUUCCUUGGCUUCCAUCGUCCACGGCCUAUGGAAGACAGCGGCAGAUGCGGGCGCAGUGGAAGCCGCCGUGAGGGACAUGGCCAAGGAACCCGAGAACAGCAAGGUCCAGCAGUUUGGUUGCUUCGUCUUGGCUGGCCUUUCAGCUGGAGAUGAUGACGACCUGGUCCUCAAGAAGCACCGGCACAGGGCCGUGGAGGCGGGUGCUUUCGAAGCACUCUGUACGGCUUGCAAGGCACAUCCGAGAGACGAGGUGAUACAACUGAAGGGUGCCAUGGCCAUCAGCCAUUUGGUGGCCAUGCGGGCACACCGCCCGCGGGCUGUGGAGGCCGGCGCCGUGGCCACGCUCUGCCGCGUUUUGCGCGCCGCGGUUGCCGAGGCCUCAGUGGUGGAGCCGGGCGUCAAGGCGCUGCAGGAGAUCUGCGAGCUGCCGGAGCUGCAGGAUGCGGCCAUGGAGGCCGGGCUCCUGGACGCUCUGGCGCUGGCCAUGCGUUCGCAUCCGUCCUCGCUGCCCUUGCAGCGCCGCGGCUGCAGCGUGCUGCACGGCCUCUGCAGCGGGGAGGGCCAUGGACGUGCGCAGCGCGUAGAGGAGGCCGGUGCCCUGGCGUUGCUGGUGACCGCCCUGGAGCAGCACCUGGCGGACGCCGAGCUGCGCGUGGUCUGCGGCGCCGCGCUGGGCGUCCUCUGUGAGGUGCAGCGGGGCUGCGUGGAGCGGGCCAUUGAGGUGGGCGCAUUGGAGGCGUUGGUGGCAGCCAUGGAACACCCGGAGAGCACCGCGGAGCUGCAGUUUCUGGGGGCUGCGGCGAUCAGCGCGAUCUGUACUGGUGACCCAGCAGGGCAUCCGCGCGCGCAGCGUGCUGCGGAGGCUGGUACUUUGGAGGCCCUGGCUGCAGCUAUGCUCAGACACCCCAUGGAGGUAGAGCUGCAGCGGGUGUCUUGUGGCGUGUUAGCCAUGAUCUGUGUGGGCAAAGAUCAUCUGGGACGACAGCGCUCGGACCGAGCAGCUGAGGCUGGUGUCCUCGAUGCCUUAGUCGCCCUGAAGUGCCACCCCGAUGCCGCGCUGCAGCGCAGCGCCUGUGGCGCGCUGGGCAUCCUCUGCGCCGGCAAGGAUCCAGGCCGCGGGCCGCGCGCGGCUUGCGCGGCCAAGGCAGGUGCCCUGGAAAUGCUGGUGGCCGCCAUAACUGGACACCCUGCAGAUUUGGAGCUCCAGAAGUGGGCCGCCUGGGCCAUGGGGAGCAUCGGACAACAGGAGGCGGGAGUGGAGGUGCGACAACACGCGGCUGAGGCGGGCUGUGCUGGCGCCUUGCUGGGUUGCAUGACGGCGAGCUCCGACGUGGAACUGAUGCGUUGGGCGGCGAAGGCCUUGGAAAGCCUCUGCGCUGGGGAUACCGGCGGCGUCUUCAGCGAGGCAGCUGCUGAGGCCGGGGCCCUGGAGUCCUUGGUUUUGGCCCUGCGCCAUCACAACGACCCCGAGUCCUUGCGCUGUCUGGCGGCCACGCUGAGCACUUUGCUGAGCGAUGACCCGGGCUUGCUGCGGCUGCGCGCCGUUGAGGCCGGUGUCUUAGAGACCCUGGUGAGCGCUUUGCGCAUCAACCGCAACGACCCCGAGUCCUUGCGCUCACUGGCGGCGGCUUUGGGCAGUUUGGUCAACAAGGACUUUGGGACGGUGCGGCUGAGUGCUGUGAAGGCUGACGCCAUUGAGUCAUUGGCAUCGGUGUUGUUGAAGAACCCCAAGCACCAACAGUUGCAGGAAACCGCCAGCUAUGCCCUCUGGAAGAUCUGUGAGGGCGAUGAUGCCAUCGUCUACCGCCAGCGCGUCAUGGAGGCCGACGUGCCUGACGUGCUCCGGGAUGCGGUCCCCUUUCACACAGGUGAGAAGCAGCAGAAAUUACAGGAGUUUAUUGAUCUGAUUGACCCAGAGAUCCCACGCUGCUGGGGGGAGUACUGAGCGCCAGAUCGCUAGCUGGUGCACUAGAAAGCAGCGCCAUGUCCUCCCAAGAAUGUGAUGAAUCUGUCG
Messenger RNA from Cladocopium goreaui, 2122 nucleotides. The record is from the annotation of a GenBank genome assembly. Lineage: Eukaryota; Dinophyceae; Suessiales; Symbiodiniaceae.